Messenger RNA from Dermatophagoides pteronyssinus (European house dust mite), 3302 nucleotides. Its product is annotated as solute carrier family 41 member 3-like. NCBI's taxonomy places the organism in Eukaryota, Metazoa, Arthropoda, Arachnida, Sarcoptiformes, Pyroglyphidae. The record is from RefSeq and is a predicted model, not a curated record. Gene Ontology annotation, molecular function: monoatomic cation transmembrane transporter activity. Gene Ontology annotation, biological process: monoatomic cation transport. Gene Ontology annotation, cellular component: plasma membrane.
UUUUUUUCGUUAUCUAUUCUUCCUUAUUCGUUGUUUUUUUUUCUGAUGUGAUACCCGAUCGAAAUUGUGAUUUGACAGAAAUAUUUUACCCCAAAAAAAAAAUUUCGUUGUUUUUGUUGUUGUUUGUUUUUCAAAGUGAAAAGUGCCACACAAAAAUAAAAAUCCUUACGUCGACGAAGAAAAUAUCUUUACGAAAAAAUUUUCCGGACACCACACACACACAAAAAAAACGUAAACUUUUAUCAUCAUCAUCAUCGGUUCAUUCAGAAAUUAGUUUGUGUGUAUCUUCUUCGUUAAUCUUUUAAAUUUGAUUUGAUUUGAUCAAAAUGGAUAUUGAUAAUAGUUUAUUAAAAUUUCAAAUACGUCAAGGACGUAAACCAGAACAUAAUGAUCAAGAUAUUGAACAAAUGAUGCCAUCAUUACCUGAAAAUUGUCCAUUAUCACCAUAUCGUCGUAUGGCAUCAUUUGAUUGGCGUGAUCUGAAAUUAAUUAUCGAAGGUGAACAAGUAAUACGUUUUCGUAAUCGUAUAUUUCGUACAUUAGAAAAUGAUCCAUUAUUUCAACGAUCACCGAUUGAAGAAUUAACACGUGAUGAAAAACGUGAAAUAACAUUUAAACGUUUAAAACGUUUAAUGGAAUAUAAUUUAUUACCCGAUGAUGAAUUCAUACAGAAUCCAUUAUUAACACAACAAUUAUAUAAUGCACUUGGUCAAUAUGAUUGGUCAUUAUCAGCAAAACAAUUUCUUGCACGUGAAUUUGUUACAAUUAGUUUACGUGGUGCUGGUUCAAGUCGUCAUUUAGCAAUACUUGAUCAAAUGUUAAGUUUUGAAGCUAUUGGUUGUUUUGCAUUAACUGAAUUAUCACAUGGUUCUAAUACAAAAGCAAUGGGUACAAGAGCUGAUUUUGAUCUAAACACUCAAGAAUUCAUAUUGAAUACACCUAAUUUUGAAUCAACAAAAGUUUGGUCCGGUAAUAUGGGUCAAACUGCUACACAUGCUGUUACAUUUGCUCAAUUAUAUGUUAAUGAUCGUAAUCAUGGUCUGAGUGCAUUUAUAGUGCCAAUACGUAAUCCAAAAACAUUGUUACCAUAUCCGGGUGUUAUUAUUGGUGAUAUGGGACCAAAAAUCGGUCUUAACGGUUUGGAUAAUGGAUUUGCUGCAUUCGAAAAUUAUCGUAUACCAAAAAGUUGUCUAAUGAAUCGUACUGGUGAUAUUGAUUCAUCGGGUGAUUAUGUAACAACAAUUAAAGAUAAAAAACAUCGUACCGGUAUUACAUUAGGCACAUUAUCAAUGGGACGUGUUGGCAUUCUAUCGAUAUCGAUUGUAAAUAUGAAAACAGCCAUAACAAUCGGUAUAAGAUAUUCAGCUGCACGGCGGCAAUUUGGUCCACGAUCAAAUCCAACCAUAGAAUGGCCUGUUAUUGAAUAUCAAAUGCAACAAUGGCGUUUAUUUCCUUAUUUAUCAGCCACCUAUGUUUUAGAUAUAUUUUGUCAAUCAUUUUUAAGAGAUUUUUUAAAUUUUCAAGUAGCCGUAUUAUUUGGUACUAGUUCACCAUCAUUAGCUGAAUUAGGACAAGAAAUACAUGCUGUUGCUUGUGCAGCAAAACCAAUAUCCGGUUGGUUAUGUCGUGAUACAAUACAAGAAUGUCGUGAAGCAUGUGGUGGUCAUGGUUAUUUAGCUGCAUCACGUCUUGGUGAAUUACGUGAUGAUCAUGAUGCUAAUAAUACCUAUGAAGGAGAUAAUAAUGUUUUACAAAUGCAAACAAGCAAUUUUCUUAUUAGUAAAUAUAAAAAAUUUAAUACCCAAUAUCGUAAUAAUAAUGGUAAUGGCAAUGGUAAUGGUAAUGGCAAUGAUGAUUUGGAUGAAAUAAUUAUCGAUAAUAAUGCUGAUGAUGAAUUUAAAUCACAAAUGGGUUCGAUUGAAAUAUUACGUAAUGUUGAUGAUAAUGUUAAACGUUUACGUUAUGAACCAGGUGAAAAUGUUUGCAGUAUUGAUUGUCAAAUUUCAUUACCAUUACUUGUUGCCGGUUUUGGUAUGGUUUUAGCCGGUAUUCUACUUGAUCAUAUCAAAACAUCGGUUGUAUUUAUAAAUAUGCCCGAAAUUUAUAUAUUAUUGCCAGCAUUAUUAGGUCUGAAAGGUAAUCUUGAAAUGACAAUGACAAGUCGUUUAUCAUCAAUGGCAAAUUGUGGUCAAUUAAAUAAAGAAAAUCGUUUACAAAUAUUUCGAUCAAAUAUUGCACUUGUACAGUGUCAAUCAAUUGUAAUCGGUUUUGCUGCCGCUUUAUUUGCAUUAUUGGUCAAUCUAUUUUAUUCAUCAUCAACAAAUAUGUUUAAUGGUUAUUAUAAUCGUUCAACAUCAACAAUCCAUUUUAAUCAUAUACCGAUGCUUUGUGCAACAAGUAUUAUUACAGCUUCAUUAACUAGUCUUUUGCUUGCAACCAUAAUGAUAUUGGUAAUUUGUUGGACAAUCAAACAUGAUAUUAAUCCGGAUAAUGUAGCAACACCAAUUGCUGCUGCAUUAGGUGAUCUAGUUACAUUGGCAAUUCUUUAUGUGAUUGCAUCAAUUUUCUAUUCGAUUAUGGAUGAUUGGUGGUUUAUAUUGGUGAUAAUUGUUAUCAUUAGUUUAUUGUUAGUCAAUUGGUUAGCUAAUGUGGCACGUUCACAUUUAUCAACCGGUUCAUCACUUGGUUUACGUUGUUGGAUACCAAUGUUUAUUGCUAUGUUUAUAUCAAGUAUUAGUGGUUUUAUAUUAAGCUAUUCGGUUAUUCGUUUUGAUGAUAUUGCUGCAUAUCAACCAUUAAUGAAUGGUGUUGGUGGUAAUAUUGCCGCCAUACAAGCAUCACGUUUAUCAUCAAAUUUACAUAUGAUACGUACAUUUAAUCAGGAAAAUUCCCAUAGUAAAUUAUUACGUCUAGUCAAACAAUUUGAUGGACAUAAUUUGUUUGCUUUUCUUAUUGGAAAAGAUCAACAUUCACUAUCAACACAAACAUUAUUAUCGGUUGUAAUGCCAUUUCAUUUAAUAUUUUUUGUAUUAUUAAAUCAAUUCAAUGACCAUCAACAUCCAUCCAAAUAUUUAUGGCUAUUUUUACCCAUUUAUUUGAUCUCAACAUUUAUACAGGUAUUAAUUUUACUAUUAAUAACCGGUAUAAUUAUUAUGAAAUUAUGGAAAUAUGGACAUAAUCCUGAUGAUUCAUCAAUACCAUAUUUAACAGCAUUUGGUGAUUUAUUGGGUACUAUUUUGCUUACUAUUGCCUUUUAUUUAUAUGAAUUUUCUGUACAAUUUUUAUGAUAUAAACCGAUCAAA